AUGAGUAUUAGUAAAGAAGAGGUGGAGAAAUUUCUCGACGACAACCCUGCAUUUGUAGAGCGAUACUUUGAAAAGAAACUGAACCCUGAGAAUGUAGCCACGGCAUCGAUGGGCGGCCGGCCUGCCGAUUUCACAACUUUCAAGGAACUUGGUCAGGUGGAAGAGAGCGAGAUUCUUUUUGAGGUGAUUCAAGACAUGCAGGAAAAUAUUAACAUGGAGAAGGUUGUUUUCAAGAUCCUGAGGAGAGUAUGCGCUCUCAUCUCAGCCGAGCGGUGUAGUCUCUUCAUGUACCGUCAGAGAAACGGCAUAGCCGAGCUGGCAACGAGGCUCUUUAAUAUCCACAGAGAUAGCACCCUGGAGGAGUGUUUGGUACCUCCAGAUUCAGAAAUUGUCUUCCCUCUGGACAUUGGUGUUUUAGGGCAUGUUGCUCAGACCAAGAAAACAGUGAAUGUCAAGGACGUGAAUGAGUGCUCCCACUUCAGUCCAUUUGCUGAUGAGACUACGGAUUAUGUUACUAGAAAUAUUCUAGCGACACCCAUCAUGAAUGGCAAAGACGUUGUCGCUGUAAUCAUGGCUGUUAAUAAAACUGAUGGUUCGUUUUUCACCAGCUCUGAUGAAGAUAUUUUCUUGAAGUAUCUGAAUUUUGCCUCCUUAAAUCUGAAAAUUUAUCAUUUGAGUUACCUUCACAACUGUGAGACACGAAGAGGCCAGGUACUGCUGUGGUCAGCUAAUAAGGUCUUUGAGGAGUUGACAGACAUCGAGAGACAGUUCCACAAAGCACUUUACACAGUGAGAGCCUAUCUGAACUGUGAGAGAUACUCUGUGGGGCUUCUGGAUAUGACCAAGGAAAAGGAGUUCUUUGAUGUGUGGCCAGUUUUAAUGGGAGAAGCCCAGCCCUACACAGGACCUCGGACCCCAGAUGGAAGGGAAAUAGUAUUUUACAAAAUCAUUGAUUACAUCCUCCAUGGAAAAGAAGAUAUUAAAGUUAUUCCAAAUCCCCCAGACAAUCACUGGGCGCUGAGCAGUGGCCUGCCAACAUAUGUAGCAGAGAGUGGCUUUAUCUGCAACAUUAUGAAUGCUCCAGCAGAGGAGAUGUUUAAAUUUCAGGAAGGUCCUUUAGAUGACUCUGGAUGGAUUAUCAAAAAUGUCCUGUCCAUGCCAAUAGUUAACAAAAAAGAAGAAAUUGUUGGCGUAGCCACUUUUUACAACAGGAAAGAUGGAAAGCCAUUUGAUGAACAGGACGAAGUUCUCAUGGAGUCUCUAACGCAGUUUCUCGGCUGGUCUGUACUCAAUACUGAUACCUAUGACAAGAUGAAUAAAUUAGAGAAUCGGAAGGACAUUGCUCAGGACAUGGUGCUGUAUCAUGUGAAAUGCGACAAGGAUGAAAUUCAAGAAAUCCUGCCAACACGAGAGAAACUGGGGAAAGAGCCGGAAGAUUGUGAUGAAGUUGAACUUGGUAAAAUAUUGAAAAUGGAAUUGCCAGGUCCUAACAAAUUUGGUAUCUAUGAGUUCCAUUUCUCUGAUUUGGAAUGCACCGAACUUGAGCUUGUGAAGUGUGGCAUUCAAAUGUACUAUGAACUUGGAGUAGUGAAGAAGUUUCAGAUUCCACAAGAGGUGCUGGUCAGAUUUCUGUAUUCAGUCAGCAAAGGCUACCGGAGGAUUACUUACCACAACUGGCGUCACGGUUUCAAUGUGGCACAAACCAUGUUCACCCUCUUAAUGACUGGCAAACUGAAAAGUUACUACACAGAUUUGGAGGCUUUGGCGAUGGUAACUGCUGGCUUGUGUCACGAUAUUGACCACAGGGGAACCAACAACCUUUACCAGAUGAAAUCUCAGAAUCCCUUAGCAAAGCUUCAUGGUUCAUCAAUUUUAGAAAGACACCAUUUGGAGUUUGGGAAGUUUUUACUUGCAGAUGAGACUCUGAACAUCUACCAGAAUCUCAACCGAAGGCAGUUUGAACACGUGAUUCAUUUGAUGGAUAUUGCCAUCAUAGCCACGGAUUUAGCACUGUACUUCAAGAAAAGAACUAUGUUUCAGAAGAUCGUUGAUGAAUCCAAAGGGUAUGAUGAUAAAAAGAGCUGGGUAGAAUAUUUAUCACUGGAGACUACUAGAAAAGAGAUUGUUAUGGCAAUGAUGAUGACAGCGUGUGACUUAUCAGCUAUUACUAAGCCUUGGGAAGUCCAGAGUAAGGUUGCUCUUCUUGUGGCAGCUGAAUUCUGGGAACAAGGUGACUUGGAAAGAACAGUCCUUGAUCAACAGCCUAUUCCUAUGAUGGACAGAAAUAAAGCAGCUGAGCUUCCAAAGCUUCAAGUUGGUUUUAUUGACUUUGUAUGCACAUUUGUAUAUAAGGAAUUUUCACGUUUCCAUGAGGAAAUUCUGCCAAUGUUCGAGAGAUUGCAGAAUAAUAGAAAGGAAUGGAAAGCCCUUGCAGAUGAGUAUGAUGACAAAAUAAAAGCACUGGAAGAAGAGAAGAAAAAAGAAGAGGAAAGACUCCCUUCAAAGAAAGCAACCACAGAUGUUUGCAAUGGAGGCCCCCCACCUCAGUCUUCAACCUGCACCAUCCUUUAAAGCUAUUUACUAUCUUAAUGUAACGGGUUGGAAGUUGUAAUUCCUAGUCAUAUGAAUCCAGAUAAAAUGA
Tachyglossus aculeatus (Australian echidna) is the source of this 2641-nucleotide messenger RNA. RefSeq names its product phosphodiesterase 6B (gene PDE6B). NCBI's taxonomy places the organism in Eukaryota, Metazoa, Chordata, Mammalia, Monotremata, Tachyglossidae. Gene Ontology annotation, biological process: retina development in camera-type eye; signal transduction. The coding region runs from base 1 to 2571 and encodes 856 amino acids. Gene Ontology annotation, molecular function: 3',5'-cyclic-nucleotide phosphodiesterase activity; protein binding. The record is from RefSeq and is a predicted model, not a curated record. Gene Ontology annotation, cellular component: photoreceptor outer segment membrane. The transcript has 22 exons.